This is a messenger RNA of Coregonus sp. 'balchen', 29825 nucleotides long. The record is from the annotation of a GenBank genome assembly. NCBI's taxonomy places the organism in Eukaryota, Metazoa, Chordata, Actinopteri, Salmoniformes, Salmonidae.
AUGAAUCUUGACUCGCUCUCGCUGGCUUUGUCUCAAAUCAGCUACCUGGUGGACAAUUUAACUAAGAAAAACUACAGAGCCAGCCAGCAGGAAAUACAACAUGUGAGUAGCAUGUAGUAUUUUGCUCACAAAUUGUCCUUUCUGUCAUUUCCAUUUUUAUAGUUGUGCCACUACAAUGCAGUACACACAUUUCUCACAUAUUUAGAUGUUUGAAGGGCUAUAGCUAAGUAGAUUUUGAAACGUACAUACAUUAAAAAUUAUCUUAUCACAAAAUGAUUGUAAAACCAAUAUGAUUCUAGGGUUCAUAUGAUUUUUCUAUAUAGAAAAUGGGCAUAGUUGGUGGGUGGGGUGUGUAGCAAUGUUGGCACGGCUGAAUUUGGUCAAGGUCUUGGGUAAAACCAUUUUUGAAGCCCCCAGCUUGGCGACUGAGAAUUUGUUUUAAAGCCAGUUUCCCUCAAUUCUAGACAUUUUAGUAUGUAGCCGAGAUAACAAUUAUUCACAUUUUGCUGUGUUAUGCUUAAUCAUUAUAACAAAAUCAAUACUCCCGAAUUCAUUGUUUUUGUCUAGCUUUCAUUUUAGUGAUAGUUCUCAAAUAUUGAACAAUAUAUAGAUUAUCUUUUCCACAUACUUUAUAUCUAGUUUUAGUUGUUUAAGUUUAUACUGAAAGCAUUUUUCUAACCCGAAAAAAAUUAUUUCACCAAAAACAAUGUUUGGAUUUAGGCGGCCCGAAAACUUUCAGGAAAAAAAACCUGGGUUAAAAAUUGCAUUAGGUCUGAGAUAUCUUGACAAUAAUAUUUUGGCUUUGACGGCCGACCUGUUAUUUGUUAUUUUGGUGAAUGCGUCUUCUGUUCCAACAGAUUGUGAAUCGUCACGGCCCUGAGGCAGACAGGCAUUUAUUACGCUGUCUUUUCUCCCAUGUGGAUUUCAGUGGCGAUGGUAAAAGCAGUGGCAAAGAUUUCCAUCAGGUAAUUUCUGAUUAGUAAUACUUAUUACACCAGUGGCUAAACUUCAACUGAUUUUGGCUAAACUUCAACUGAUUUUAGCAAUGAGGAUUACUGGUCUCUUUCAAACCGGAAAAUGUUUAGAUAUCACAGCACUAGAAAUAUGUGAACACUAGAGGCACCACUGUGUACGUUUCCUAAUCAUCAUUGGUAUUGUCUGUUUGUCUUGCCUUUAUUAUUUUAGAAAGUGACUUUGCUUUCCUGUUUUGUCCUUAACUUAUUUUGUUAUGCCCCCUCUUCUCCCAUUUACCUUGACCAAGACACAGUUUCUGAUCCAGGAGUGUGUUUCACUGAUUUCAAAGCCAAAUUUUAUUUCAACACUCUGCUACACCAUCGACAAUCCUUUGCACUACCAGAAGGUAGGAGACGUGCUUAUUUUCUCACCUAUCAUUAUAAAAUAAUUCUGCAAUUUGUAAAAUAUUAUUGUACUUUUCUGCAUUGAUGAAGUGGGUCCAAGUUAGGCCUCUCUUCAUGUGCUAAAAUUACUGUCUGCAUCAGAAUAACAGUUUAAUGUUUUCUAAACGUUUUAUAAUUUUUAGAGUUUGAAACCUUCGGCCCACUUGUUUACUCAGUUGAGUAAAGUUCUCAAGCUAAGCAAGGUUCAAGAAGUAAGUAAAGUAAUAUGGAAAUGUAUGUUAUCAGAUGGUGGUUUUUAUUGUAGUUGAAAAAUAAUAUGGCAAACAAUUUGAGAUUAUACUUAAUCUCUUCUUUUUCCCCGAAGGUUAUAUUUGGCCUUGCUUUGCUGAAUUCGUGCAACGCAGACCUUCGUGGUUUUGGUAAACUCAGUUUUAUAUUUAAUCAUUUGACUAUCUAUACCUGCUGACUUGAAUACAUGCUAUGUUUUAUCUGUAUAUGCUGGGGGGGAGGGGGAGUGGGGUCUCAUGAGUUAUUCUGUUAUCAAGGUGUCCAAGUGUAGCACAUGGAAAUGUGACACUCACUCCUGAGCCUGACGUGUCCCUACAUGCGCAGCCGAAUCGCUAGCUUUUCGCUUGGCGCGACUGUUAAAGACUCUUCGGAAGGGCGGUCACGUGUGCUAAAAAGGCAGAUGUCCUGGGUUCGAGCCUCUGUGUGAGCCAAAUCAGAAGGAAGCCAUACUAAGCAAGCAGCGUGACAUCCGUUAUAAACUCAGCAAAAAAAUAAACGUCCUCUCACUGUCAACUGCGUUUAUUUUCAGCAAACUUAACGUGUAAAUAUUUGUAUGAACAUAACAAGAUUCAACAACUGAGACAUGUGACUAACAGAAAUUGAAUAAUGUGUCCCUGAACAAAGGGGUGGUCAAAAUCAAAAGUAACAAUCAGUAUCUGUUGUGGCCACCAGCUGCAUUAAGUACUGCAGUGCAUCUCCUCCUCAUGGAUUGCACCAGAUUUGCCAGUUCUUGCUGUGAGAUGUUACCCCAUUCUUCCACCAAGGCACCUGCAAGUUCCUGGACAUUUCUGGGGGGAAUGGCCCUAGCCCUCACCCUCCGAUCCAACAGGUCCCAGACGUGCUCAAUGGUAUUGAGAUCCGGGCUCUUCGCUGGCCAUGGCAGAACACUGACAUUCCUGUCUUGCAGGAAAUCAAGCACAGAACGAGCAGUAUGGCUGGUGGCAAUGUUCAUGCUGGAGGGUCAUGUCAGGAUGAGCCUGCAGGAAGGGUACCACAUGAGGGAGGAGGAUGUGUUCACUGUAACGCACAGCGUUGAGAUUGCCUGCAAUGACAACAAGCUCAGUCCGAUGAUGCUGUGACACACCGCCCCAGGCCAGGACGGACGCUCCAUUUCCAAAUCGAUCCCGCUCCAGAGUACAGGCCUCGGUGUAACGCUCAUUCCUUCGACAAUAAACACGAAUCCGACCAUCACCCCUGGUGAGACAAAACCGCGACUCGUCAUUGAAGAGCACUUUUUGCCAGUCCUGUCUGGUCCAGCGACGGUGGGUUUGUGCCCAUAGGCGACGUUGUUGCCGGUGAUGUCUGGUGAGGACCUGCCUUACAACAGGCCUACAAGCCCUCAGUCCAGCCUCUCUCAGCCUAUUGCGGACAGUCUGAGCACUGAUGGAGGGAUUGUGCCUUCCUGGUGUAAUUCGGGCAGUUGUUGUUGCCAUCCUGUACCUGUCCCGCAGGUGUGAUGUUCGGAUGUACCGAUCCUGUGCAGAUGUUGUUACACGUGGUCUGCCACUGCGAGGACGAUCAGCUGUCCGUCCUGUCUCCCUUUAGCGCUGUCUUAGGCGUCUCACAGUAUGGACAUUGCAAUUUAUUGCCCUGGCCACAUCUGCAGUCCUCAUGCCUCCUUGCAGCAUGCCUAAGGCACGUUCACGCAGAUGAGCAGGGACCCUGGGCAUCUUUCCUUUGGUGUUUUCAGUCAGUAGAAAGGCCUCUUUAGUGUCCUAAGUUUUCAUAACUGUGACCUUAAUUGCCUACCAUCUGUAAGCUGUUAGUGUCUUAACGACCGUUCCACAGGUGCAUGUUCAUUGAACAUGCAUGGAAAACAGUGUUUAACCCCUUUUACAAUUAGAUUUUUACUAAUUAUUUUUAAAAGACAGGGCCCUGAAAAGGGGACGUUUUCUUUUUUUGCUGAGUGUACAAGUAUUUCUUUGAAAUAUUUCCCCAUCUGUCUUAAGCCGCGCAGUUCGUCAAACAAAGGCUCCCGGACCUCCUCCGCUCGUACGUGGACGCGGACCUUGGAGGAAACCAGGAAGGUGGCUUCCAAGACAUUGCCAUAGAGGUCCUGCACCUGCUCCUCUCCCAUCUUUUGUUUGGCCAGAAGGGCGCCAGCGGGGUCGGACAAGAGCAGAUUGACGCGUUCCUCAAGACGCUGUGCAGAGGUGAGGGGCAUAGACGUACUACUUGAAAGGAAAUGUUAAUUAUUUCCAGAAGUAACAAAGAUUCCUUCAUUCACAGCAAUCUGGUAGUUUUGUACAUUGUUGCCCCAUCAAUUAAAUAUUGUCUCUUUGUUUCAGAUUUCCCGCAGGAGCGCUGCCCUGUGGUGCUCGCACCACUGCUGUACCCUGAAAAACGGGACAUUCUGAUGGACAGGAUUCUGCCAGACUCGGGAGAGUUAGCCAAGACCAUGAUGGAGAGUUCUCUCGCAGAGUUCAUGCAGGAAGUUGGCUAUGGCUUUUGUGCAAGGUGAUUGUUAUUUAGUAACUGGAAUGCCCAUUACAAAUCAAAUUAAUUCAGUUGUUUUUGAUGUCAUGCUUGACAACCACAAAUGUCAGUUACCCCUGUUAAUGUAUUGUCUGUUUUUCAUUCUAAGUCUCGAUGAAUGCCGCAACAUAAUCCUGCAGUAUGGGGUGCGAGAGGUUACUGCCAGCCAGGUGGCUAGGGUCCUGGGGAUGAUGGCUCGCACCCACUCUGGCUUGUCUGAUGGAAUCCCCCUACAGGUGAGGAUUGACCUGAUGGUAACUUACUAAACCUCCUCAAAGCUCUGAAAAAAACAUUGUAUACUAAUGUUUUCUCUGGUUCUUUACAUCUUCCUCAGUCCAUCUCGGCUCCGGGCAGUGGCAUUUGGAGCGAUGGAAAGGACAAAAGUGAUGGCUCUCAGGCGCACACCUGGAAUGUAGAAGUUCUAAUUGAUGUGGUCAAAGAAGUUGUAAGUUAUAGUGGAAUUACAUAUUAUUCCGCUUCAGUUGGCCAUUCGUCUCUUGCGCUUUGUACAGAACAUUUCCUUUUUAUAUUUUAGAACCCCAAUCUGAACUUUAAAGAGGUGACCUACGAGCUCGAUCACCCUGGCUUCAUGAUCCGGGACAGCAAGGGACUGCAGAUGGUGGUAUAUGGGAUCCAGAGGGGCCUGGGCAUGGAGGUGUUCCCUGUCGACCUUAUCUACCGGCCCUGGAAGCAUGCUGAAGGACAGGUAAGGAGGAGAUUGGGUCAGAUUUGUGUAAAAAUGACCAGACACAACACUUUGGGCUCUUAUUUCCAGAGGUAACAAACUCUGAUUCCUUCAUUCACAUCAAUGAACUCCUCGGCACUCUUGACCAUUCUCACUCCCCUCUCUUCCAGCUGUCAUUCAUCCAGCACUCCCUCAUGAGCCCUGAUGUGUUCUGCUUCGCUGACUACCCCUGUCACACCGUAGCCAUCGACAUACUCAAGGCCCCACCUGAGGAUGAUAAUCGGGAGAUAGCCACCUGGUACGUAAAACACAGGCCUCCUGACCUCCACAGUACCAAAUACUCAUUUACAUGAAUUAUUAGAACAAUGUCAUGCCAUUUGUGAUAGUCUUUAAUUGUGAUUUCACCUCACAGGAAGAGCCUGGACCUGGUGGAGAGCCUCCUGCGCCUCUCUGAGGUGGGCCAGUACGAGCAGGUAAAGCAGCUCUUCAGCUUCCCCAUCAAGCACUGUCCCGACAUGCUGGUGCUGGCGCUGCUGCAGAUAAGCACCUCCUGGCACACCCUGCGCCACGAGCUCAUCUCCACCCUCAUGCCAAUCUUCCUGGGCAACCACCCCAACGCCGCCAUCAUCUUGCACUACGCCUGGCACGGACAAGGCCAGUCCCCCUCUAUCCGUCAGCUGAUCAUGCACUCGAUGGCAGAGUGGUACAUGAGAGGGGAGCUGUACGACCAGGCCAAGCUGUCCCGCAUCCUGGAUGUGGCCCAGGACUUGAAGGUAGGAAGGGAUCAGUGGCUUUUUUCAGGAAAUAUAAUGAAAGCUGUGGUAUAGUUUUGUGAAGGUAGGGUGUUCACCGACUCUGCCCAGUGGCUGAAAACGCAUUUUGUUGAUGACAUUUCACUUCCUUAUGUUAUAAAAUACAUUUUACUAAUACCAAUAUGAUUCUUCAUGUUCUGAAUCGUUCAGUCUGGUCUUUCCCUAACAUAUCAUUAACAUUAUAUCAAAAAAGUCAGAUUUCGUAACCUAAUACAUCCGAUAAAAAGCACCGAGCUCUGUUAACAGAGCGGUGCAGCUUCAUUGCCUAAACUUUUGAGGAUUUUACAUUUUGUGGUCCUCGUCUUCCAAAUUGUUUCCGCGGGUCGCAAAUAGCAAAAUUAGCAUGACCCGAGCUGAAUUAAAUGUAAAGGUUUUGAAAAUAAAAAGCUUGGUACGCUCAGUGCGCCGUUGACAUUUUAGGGAUACGCAUGUCAUGUCUCAAAAUGGAUAUCUCUUACCUCAAUUGUUUUUACCCUUGUAGGAUGGGUGAAAUUAGGGUGACUAAAUCAAUGGAGGCCUGAGGAGGGGGGGGAAAGGUAGUCAUAAAUCAGGAAAAUAGCAUCCUCGUCGGCUAGCAUGCUAGCAGAUACAAUGUCAUUGUGCUAAUGCUAGUUAGCAUUUGCUUGCGAAACUACCUCCAACUUUCUUCAUACUGGACACAGACAAAUAAAAAUAGUUCAUCUGACUCUGGGGAAGUACACUGAACAAAAAUAUAAAUCCAACAAUUUCAAAGUUUGUACUGAGUUGCAGUUCAUUUAAGGAAAUCGAUCAAUUGAAAUAAAUUAAUUAGGCCCUAAUCUAUGGAUUUUCCAUGACUGCGCAGCCAUGGGUGGGCCUGGGAGGGCAUAGGCCAUUAGUUUUCAUCAGCUGUCCGGGUGGUUGGUCUCAGACUAUCCCACAGGUGAAGAAGCCGGAUGUGGAGGUCCUGGGCUGGUGCGGUAUCACGUGGUCUGCGGUUGUAAGGCCGGUUGGGCAUACUGCCAUAUUCGCAAAAAUUACGGAGGUGGCUUAUGGUAGAGAAAUUAACAUUAAAUUCUCUGGCAACAGCUCUGGUGGACAUUCCUGCAGUCAGCAUGCCAAUUGCACGCUCCCUGAACUUGCGACAUCUGUGGCAUUGUGCUGUGACAACUGCACAUUUUAGUGGCCUUUUAUUGUGUCCAGCACAACGUACACCUGUGUAAUGAUCAUGCUGUUUAAUCAGCUUCUUGAUAUGCCACACCUGUCAGGUGGAUGGAUUAUCUUGGCAAAGGAGAAAUGCUCACUAACAGGGAUGUAAACAAAAUUGUGCACAAUUUCUGGGAUCUUUUAUUUCAGCUCAUGAAACAUGGGACCAGCACUUUACAUGUUUCGUUUAUAUUUUUGUUCAGUAUAGAUAAAUGGCAUCAUUGCCAAAAUCCUGAAGUAUCCUUUUAAUUCUCGCACAGCAUCCAGCCUUACUGAUGCAAUGCUAUUUUCCUGAUUAAUUACUUUUUUCUUCUCUGGCCUCCAAUGAUUUAGUCGCCCUAAUUUUGACCAUCCUACAAGGGUAGAAACUGUUGUUUUGAAUGGAUUAUGAUAGCGACAUUAGGUUUGGACCAUUCGGUUUUCUUAGAGGAUUAUCUACAUAAUUAACACAUUUUACCCAUUUGUCAAAAGAUGCAUUUUUGAUAAGGCCACUUCGUGCAUUUUUGUUGUUGCAAUAUCCAAACUGUUCUUGUUUUUCAGUCUCUAUCAAUGCUGCUAAAUGGUACUCCAUUUGCCUUCGUUAUUGACCUUGCUGCACUUGCCUCUCGCCGUGAAUACCUCAAACUUGACAAAUGGCUGACUGACAAAAUCCGAGAGCACGGGGUGAGUGGUGUGAGUUGAGCCUUUUAAUUUACAGCAAUUACAACAAAAUUAUACAUACACAUUGCUACAAAAAGUUAUUGGGAUAUAGUACAUGACAGUCAUUGACCUGUUUGCUGUUCUAGGAGCCCUUCAUCCAGGCGUGUGUUACGUUCCUGAAGAGACGCUGUCCCUCUAUCAUGGGUGGUCUGGCCCCAGAGAAGGACCAGCCCAAAAGCGCCCUCCUUCCACCGGAAACGAUGGCUACCAUGCUGGGCUGUCUGCAGUCCUGUGCAGGGUGGGUUUACCUACCAGAGCUCGAUUCAUGGGGCCUAUGAUCAAAUUGGCUCUUUCAUUACUUCAAUCAUGUUGUAUGGUGCCAAAAGGUCUAGUUUCCAUAAGUCAUCUUGUAUUGUUAUCAAGAAAGGUCAUAUUCCUCUAAAUUAUGUAUUUUUCAGGAGCGUCUCUCAAGAGCUCUCCGAGACUAUCUUGACCAUGGCUGCCAACUGUAGCAACGUCAUGAACAAAGCCCGCCAGCCGCCACCAGGGGUCAUGCCAAAGGGACGUGCUCCCAGCACCAGCAGCAUAGAUGCAAUUUCCCCUGUGCAGGUAUCGGUGUCUCCUCUCCAGGUGAAGAGCUUACAUAACAUAAUAAAUGCAAUCUAACACUAUUUAUUGGGGAAUGUGUAUCAGCUAGAAACAUUGUACUUUCAUCAUCCCCUGAAUCUGAUUUUAAUUGUUUUGUCUUAUAACAUUAUAAUUGUGAACAUCAGCCUGAAAUGCAGGUUGCUCAUCCUUGUGCUCCGUUCUGUGUGUUACAGAUGGAUCCCCUGACAGCCAUGGGCUCCCUCAACCUGGGCAGCUCUGCCACCUCUCACACACAGAGCAUGCAGGGCUUUCCCACCCCGCUGGGCUCUGCUUUCAGCAACCCCCAGUCCCCAGCUAAGGCCUUCCCUCCUCUGUCCAACCCCAGCACACCAUUUGGGGGGAUUGGAAGCCUCUCUUCACAGCUAGGUAACCCAGGUAUGAGGCGAGAACCUGCCAUAGAUAUUUGUAUAGUGUUUUGAUUACACUAUAUGGAGUACUGAAGUGGGAUGUUUUUCUUUUGUCUAGGUCCGCUGGGAUCAGGCAUUGGCUCUGGUAUUGGUUCUGGUCUUGGAAUGUCAGCGGUGAGCAGUGAUCCGUUUGGGACGAGGAAGAUGAGCACACCAGGCCUGAAUCCGCCCACCUUUCAGCAGAGUAAGAUGGCCUGUAAGUGGUGGUGGUGUGACUGAGUGUAUUUCCUCUGAAAACAUUCUCUUAAUAUCUCCUAAUAGUCUCUUGAAGUAAUGAGGUUUUACUUGAAUCAAUUACAAAUGCUUUAACAUUUUUCAUAUCUAAAAACAUUGAGUACAAUCUGGGAAGAAACUGUCUUUCACACAUUGAAUCAGAGGAAAUACAGGUCAGUCUUCCAUUAAACGCAAAUUCUUAUGCUCCUUAUUGAAAGGAAUUGAACUUGGAUUUUCAGUACAUAUCUCUUUAAUGUUUUUUUGUGUGGUGUUUAUUGCUUUGAUAGUGAGAAGUCCUAAAGUUGUUUUUAAUUGCAUUUCAAAUGUUUUUUUAUUUGCUGCAUGUAAUCACAAUAUUGAAAUGAUUCCGAAGGGUUUUCUAUGGCAGUAUUGUUUGAUUUGGUCUAUCGCCUUUUUCCCAGCUGACCUAUCUCAGGUGUGGCCCGAGGCUAAUCAGCACUUUAGUAAGGAGAUUGACGAUGAGGCUAACAGCUACUUCCAGCGCAUCUACAACCAUCCCCCACACCCCACCAUGUCUGUGGAUGAGGUGAGUCUCUAAAUAAAAUGGUUUGCAGUAGUGUUGCACGGUACACCGACAACUUGGUUGUUUUUUGAUACUAAAUUAUAACAUGAAAAACAGUUUGGUUUUAGAUUUUUGUUACUUUCGGUUCUGCUGUCAAAUGUCUCGCAUCGUACACUGACUGAUAGAAUCAUGUCUAGUAAUUUGUUGACCUGGCCAGUAACUUCUCAGCGCAUUGAUUACAUUUAUAUGCUCUGUCGCAGUCUGCUGUAGAAAACUGCUGGCGUCGCAGUGAGUUUACCCGCACAAAACUCAUGCUAUAUUUGAGCAAAAUUAUUAAAUCAUUUUCCACACAGUCUGUGGCAGUAUUUCGUUUUCAUGCUAAUGUGGGCUGAGAAUCCACUCACAUAGGUACGUGGUUGCAAAGGGCAUCAGUGUCUUAACAGCGCGAUUUGUCUAGGCAGGAUACUCUGAGCGCAGCCCUAUCCAGAAAUCUGGCAGUGGCUUCUGAUUUAAAUACAUUUUUCACAGAACAGCUUGUUGCAAUUUCGAUGAGGCUUGUUCAGAUAUCGGUAAGUGGACUGGAGGCAGGGCAUGAAAGGGAUAACGAAUCCAGUUGUUUGUGUCGUCCGUUUCGGGAAAGUACCUGCGUAAUUGCGCACCCAGCUCGCUCAGGUGCUUCGCUAUAUCAAAUUUGACAUUGUCCGUAAGCUUGACUAUAUUUGCACACAAAAAAUCAUACAAUGAUGGAAAGACCUGUGUGUUGUCCUUGUUAAUGCAGACAGAGAAGAGCUCCAACUUCUUAAUCAUAGCCUCAAUUUUGUCCCGCACAUUGAAUAUAGUUGCGGAGAGUCCCUCUAAUCCUAGAUUCAGAUCAUUCAGGCAAGAAAAAACAUCACCCAGAUAGGCUAGUCAUGUGAGAAACUUGUGGUCAGACAAGUGAAAGUUAUGGUCAGCAAAGAACUUUAAGCUAGUCUCUCAAUAAAAAAAAGUGUCAAUACUUUGCCCCUUGAUAACCAGCGCACUUCUGUAUGUUGUGAAAGCGUUACAUGGUCGCUGCCCAUAUCAUUGCAUAAUGCAGAAAAUACACGAGAGUUCAGGGGCCUUGCUUUAACAAAGUGAACCAUUUUCACUGUUGUGUCCAAAACGUCUUUCAAGCUGUCAGGCAUUCACUUGGCAGCAAGAGCGCCUCGGUGGAUGCUACAGUGUACCCAAGUGGCGUCGGGAGCAACUGCUUGCACGCGCGUUACCACUCCACUAUGUCUCCCUGUCAUGGCUUUUGCGCCAUCAGUACAGAUACCACCAAAGUCCAUUUGAUGUCACACAGCUGUCCAGUACUUUUAAAAAGAUCCUCUCCUGUUGUCUUGGUUUCCAGUGGUUUGCAGAAGAGGAUGUCUUCCUUAAUUGACCCCCCCAUAAACUUAAUGGACAUAUCCCAGGAGCUGUGCCAGGCCCACCAUGUCUGUUGACUCAUCCAGCUGUAACGCAUAGAAUUCACUGGCUUGUAUGCAAAGCAGUAAUUGUUUCAAAACAUCUCCUGCCAUGUCACUGAUGCGUCGUGAAACAGUGUUUUUUGAUGAAGGCAUCGUCUGUAUAGUUUUUUGCCUUUUCCCCCAGCAUUGUCCCAGCCAUAUCUGCGGCAGCAGGAAUAAUUAAGUCCUCCACAAUAGUAUGGGGCUUUCCUGUCGUAGCUCACCAUAUAAGACGCUUCUAGCCCCUUCUUAUUAAUGGUAUCUGUUGCUUUCAUACAUGUCUUACUACUCAAAAGUCGUCUUAAUUCUCGCUCAAACUCCCGUGGCUAAUUUUUCAAAUUGGCAUGUUUCGUUUCUAAAUGUCUGCGCAAUAGUGAAGGUUUCAUCGAGUUUUGAGAUAGUACUUUUGCACAUAUAACACACUGUGGCUGAGGAAAGGCACUACUCCCAAUAUAAGUGAACCCCAAAUCAAUGUAGUUCUCAUCAUAUUUGCACCUCUUCGAUGGUCCAACGUCCCUGUCUCUUUGGCGCUUUCCCGGUUAAGGGGGCAGUAGCUCUUCGGCUGCAUCAGAUUCACAACUGUCAGUGUCCAUGCUAGCUGGGCUAGCAACAAAUGUAGAAUUACUGAUGCUAGCAUUGGAUGUGCUCGUGGAAGCAGAACAACUUGUCGUCAACAGGUGCAGGUGUAGUACUGCUGUGCCGCUUCCUGUGUAAGGUAGGGUCGUACUCUGCGAAUGUUGUAGAGCAUGAACCUACAGGAGAAUGACAGGGUGUUGUCCAGGGUCACGCCAAGGUUAUUUGCACUCUGGGAGGAGGACACAACGGAGUUGUCAACCGUGAUGGCGAGAUCAUGGAGCGGGCAGUCCUUCCCCGGGAGGAAGAGCAGCUCUGUCUUGCCGAGGUUCAGCUUGAGGUGGUGAUCCGUCAUCCACACUGAUGUCUGCCAGACAUGCAGAGAUGCGAUUCGCCACCUGGUUAUCAGAAGGGGGAAAGGAGAAGAUUAAUUGUGUGUCGUCUGCGUAGCAAUGAUAGGAGAGACCAUGUGAGGAUAUGACCGAGCCAAGUGACUUGGUGUAUAGGGAGAAUAGGAGAGGGCCUAGAACUAAGCCCUGGGUGACACCAGUGGUGAGAGCACGUGGUGCGGAGACAGAUUCUCGCCACGCCACCUGGUAGGAGCGACCUGUGAGGUAGGACGCAAUCCAAGAGUGAGCCGCGCCGGAGAUGCCCAACUCGGAGAGGGUGGAGAGGAGGAUCUGAUGGUUCACAGUAUCAAAGGCAGCAGAUAGGUCUACAAGGAUGAGAGGAGAGAGAGUUAGCUUUAGCAGUGCGGAGAGCCUCCGUGACACAGAGAAGAGCAGUGUCAGUUGAAUGACCAGUCUUGAAACCUGACUGGUUUGGAUCAAGAAGGUCAUUCUGAGAGAGAUAGCAGGAGAGUUGGCUAUAGACGGCACCCUCAAGAGUUUUGGAGAGAAAAGAAGGGAUACUGGUCUGUAGUUGUUGACAUCGGAGGGAUCGAGUGUAGGUUUUUUGAGGAGGGGUGCAACUCUCGCUCUCUUGAAGACGGAAGGGACAUAGCCAGUGGUCAAGGAUGAGUUGAUGAGCGAGGUGAGGUAAGGGAGAAGGUCUCCGGAAAUGGUCUGGAGAAGAGAGGAGGGGAUAGGGUCAAGCGGGCAGGUUGUUGGGCGGCCGGCUGUCGCAAGAUUUCAUCUGGAGAGAGAGGGGAGAAAGAAGUCAAAGCAUAGGGUAGGGCAGUGUGAGCAGGACCAGCGGUGUCAUUUGACUUAAUGUGAUUGGAUGUUCAUUAUUUGACUAGGUUACCUGUAUUUGACAUUGUUAUUUAGCUGAAUACUAGAUGGUUUUGGCAGUGAAACGAGGCUACUGGGGUGAGAAAAAAACAUUACACAAAUAUAGCCCUGUUGGAAAAUCUAAAUGGACUAAUUGAAAAUGUGAAUCACAUUUUUAUUUGGCUUACCCCCGACGGCAUUGCAUACCCCUGUUUGGGAAUAGCCGGUCUACGAAAAGACACCUAGCAUUGCUGCUGUAGCCAGAGCUAGCCUCUCUUUUGAGAGAGUUUUCUUAAAGGGACAACGUCCUAUUUUUAACAUUGAUAUAAUUUGGCCAUAGAUAAGCACAUUCUAUGUAUCCAAUUUUAUUAUAUAAUUAUUUUGUAUGCUCUGUCUUACAUGGUUUUGUAGAAGGGUUUUAGGCUGUCCACAUUUUCACUAUUGGUUUCUCUUAUUUUAACUACAGAAGUCAAGUGGCUAAAACACUUUCUUUUUUUGCGUCUGUAUCAUUUUGGCAUUGAGUAUUGUAAUUAGAGUUGUCGCGAUACCAGUAUCGCGAUACUACAAUACCUGAUUUUCUCUUUGGUCCUUUAAUAAAUCUACUGUAUGUAAAAUAGUGUGCUAUAGCUUGGAAAAGAAAUGUGAUUCUGGGUGACAUCAAGCUGCUUGUUAUCAACGUUAGAACUGUUUUCCUCAUUUUUGUUUCCUUACAACAAUACCUCUGAGUAUCUCAAUACUGGUAUCGUGACAACCCUAAUUGUGAUACUAAACCUGGUAUCGAAGUAAAAAUUAUGGUAUUGUGGGCUUCACGAGUGGCGCAGCGGUCUAAGGCACUGCAUCGCAGUGCUAGCGGCAUCACUACAGAUCCGGGUUCGAUCCCAGGCUGUGUCACAGCCGGCCGUGACCGGGAGACCCAUGAGGCGGUGCACAAUUGGCCCAGCGUCGUCCGGGUUGGGAUGAUUUUGGCCGGCCGGGAUGACCUUGUCCCAUCGCGCUCUAGCGAUUCCUGUGGCGGGCCGGGCGCAUUCACGCUGACACGGUCGCCAGUUGUAUGGUGUUUCCUCCGACACAUUGGUGCAGCUGGCUUCCGGGUUAAGCGAACAGUGUGUCAAGAAGCAGUGCCGCUUGGCGGGGUCGUGUUUUGGAGGACACGUGGCUCUCAACCUUCGCCUCUCCUGAGUCCGUAUGGGAGUUGCAGCGAUUGGAAAAGACUGGAACUACCAAUUUGGAUAUUGGGGAGAAAAAGGGGGGUAAAAAGUAGGUAGCGGCAGGUAGCUUAGUGGUUAAGAGCGUUGUGCCAGUAACCGAAAGGUCGCUGGUUCUAAUCCCCGAGCCGACUAGGUGAAACAUCUGUCGAUGUGCCCUUGAGCAAGGCACUUAACCCUAAUUGCUCAUGUAAGUCACUCUGGAUAAGAGCAUCUGCUAAAUGACUAAAAUGUAAAUGUAAGUACAAAAGAAUAUAGAAAAAAUGAAUUCUGUUAUUGUGAAAUCCCUAGUCUGCAGGCUGUUGCAGGCACUUAUCCGGUGAUGGUGUUUAUCCUCAGUCUGGUAGCUGCUAAAUCCUUGGCGCCCGUCUCUCUCUGCAGGUACUGGAGAUGCUGCAGAGGUUCAAGGACUCCACCAUCAAGCGAGAGCGUGAGGUCUUUAACUGUAUGCUGAGGAACUUGUUUGAGGAGUACCGCUUCUUCCCCCAGUACCCUGACAAGGAGCUGCACAUCACCGCCUGCCUGUUCGGGGGGAUCAUUGAGAAAGGUCUUGUCACCUACAUGGCCCUCGGACUGGCCCUCCGAUAUGUCCUCGAAGCCUUGAGGAAACCAUUUGGGUCCAAAAUGUAUUACUUUGGAAUCGCUGCUCUAGAUAGAUUCAAAAAUAGGUAUGGACUAUUAACUUUCUUCAGAUGUUUAAUGGAGUUCCACACUGAAUAUUUGCAUGUUGCUAAAGAAUGUUGCGUAUGUAUGAUUCUAAUUAUGUGACUGCUGUAGGGCUAAUUUGAUCUUUCCGUCUCUAGACUGAAGGACUAUCCCCAAUAUUGUCAGCACUUGGCCUCAAUCGGCCACUUUCUGCAAUUCCCCCAUCAUUUACAAGAGGUAAUUGGAUUUCUUGUAUAUUUGUGACACAAUCGGUCAUUCUUCAUCUGUACAUGAAUCUUCCUUGUUUUUAUUACUGGUCUCCGCAACACCUUAGCCAGAGGUGCGGAUCCUACUUCACGAUAAAUAAGUCUCUCGCUCUGGCACUUUCGAAUACCCUGUGCGUGCAGUAUAUCGAGUAUGGCCAACAGUCACGGGACCCUCCGGUGAAGAUGCAGGGAUCCAUCACCACCCCAGGAAGCCUGGCGUUGGCUCAAGCUCAGGCCCAGUCUCAGCCUCCCAAAGCCGCCCAGCCUAGCACCCUGGUCACCACAGCUACCACCACCACCGUCGCCAAAACCACUACCAUCACCCGGCCUACCCCUGGCAGCUUCAAGAAGGAUGUGCCGGUGAGUACCUGGGAAAGUCGGUUGCACUAUAUAUAUAUAUAUAUAUAUAUAUAUAUAUAUAUAUAUAUAUAUAUAUAUAUAUAUAUAUAUAUAUAUAUAUAUAUAUAUAUAUAUAUAUAUACCAAUGUUUUUCUCUGGCCAUGUAAAAUGACUCUAGCAAACCAGUGCUUCAGAGUUUUACUGCGUUGCCAUAGCUUGUGUCAAUGGCAACAUUCUAAACCGUUCCAUGAGGAACACUGUCACAUUUGAUAUGCUCAUUUUGGUGUGCAAAUACUCGAACUCAAACACCAGGAAAUGUAUCUUUUAAAAAAUAUAUAUAUAUUUUUUUUUUUUACAAAUGUGUGACGAGCCUAAAAUAGUCUGUGAAGCUAUGUCACUGAAGAAAUACUCCAAUACUGUGAUUGUUUGGCAAGGAUGCUCUCACUGUAAGUAAGAAUUGAAGUAGUGUAAAAUUGUGAUUUCCCAAGUAGCGGUUAUAAUAUUGUAAAGCAGCAUUUUGUUUUGAGUGUAUAUUGUCAUUUCAGCCCUCCAUCAACACCACAAACAUCGACACGCUUCUAGUAGCAACAGACCAAACCGAGAGGAUUGUGGAACCCCCAGAAAAUGUUCAAGAGAAAAUUGCUUUCAUCUUCAAUAACCUGUCACAAUCCAAUAUGACACAGAAGGUGGGUCAUAGAUAUAUGUUUGCUACUUGGUGUUGCCACUUGACUUGUACUUGCAAAAGCCUGCUAUAUUGAGCAUCUUGGUUUUGGCCAAUAUAAAUACAUUUCUGUACUUCAAUUAAUGCUUGUGUACUUUCAUGUAACUCAAGGUUGAGGAGUUAAAGGAGACUGUCAAAGAGGAGUUCAUGCCCUGGGUCUCCCAGUAUCUGGUCAUGAAGAGGGUCAGCAUCGAGCCCAACUUCCACAGCCUGUACUCCAACUUCUUGGACACCCUGAAGAACCCAGAUUUUGUCAAAAUGGCCUUGAAUGAAACUUACAGAAACAUCAAGGUGAAUAGUUAUUCACUUAAUCAACUUUUAUGGACAAUAGUUUGUAAACUCAUAUCAGAUUUUUUUUUUAAUAAGAGCUAUUUAAUUACUAACCAUUUCUCUUUCCAUGUGACAGGUUCUCCUUACCUCUGAUAAGGCAGCUGCAAACUUCUCUGAUCGAUCCCUACUGAAGAAUUUGGGCCACUGGCUUGGCAUGAUCACUCUGGCUAAAAACAAGCCCAUCCUGUACACAGUGAGUAGAUUACCGCAUUUUUAAAUGUUGGCCUGUAUUAAACUUUCCAUUUUUGUUUUCCUCCCAACAAAUAACCGGCUGCUUGUAAUGUGACCCAAGAUGGUAUUUUGUGUUUAACCUACCUUUGUUAUUUUAUUUCGUUAGGAUUUGGAGGUGAAAUCCCUCUUGUUGGAAGCAUAUGUCAAGGGGCAGCAGGAGCUACUCUAUGUGGUCCCGUUUGUGGCCAAAGUCCUGGAAUCCAGUUUACGUAGCGUGGUAAGGCCACAUUCUCACCAACAUUUUUAAGUAUAUCAAUCUGGAUUCACAUUUUAAUUUCUAGGGGGAAACUUUUACAUUGUUGUCAAAGUGAGAAUUGUUCAGUGACCGUGAGCUUGGGCCCAGCAUAGACUGAGCCAGCACCGGCAGGCAGGAAUAGCGAGACGGCCAAUCCAACAGACAAAAUGUUUGGGCCUGGAGUUUUUCCAUGACUAAGGCCUGCCUAUAACUAGACUAGUUUUUCAUGGUCAGGUCGCAUGGUCAAGAGACUAUGGGCCCUAAGACUGAUCCAUCCCCAACAGAAAAAGAAAGUGAGCCAGUCCCAUCAGGCAGAGUACCUACAACAGCAGACAGGGAGCCAGUCAGAACUAGAUGAUGUAGACCAGUAUAGACAGCGUUAUAGCCCACCUCCAGAAGAAGCAAAGAGGCUUGUGUUAAACUUUUUUUGUUUAGGAGCCAAUGGCUCUCUGGGUAAUUUAUUUGUUAAACUUGUGAGAUCUGGUGGGGUUUGUAUGGGCACAUUUCUUAGCUAUUAUGCCUUCAAAGUUUUAAGAGCAGGUCGACUUAAAUGCCAUUUAAUAUUCUCUCAGAUUUUCCGACCCCAGAAUCCCUGGACUAUGGCCAUCAUGAAUGUUCUGGCAGAGCUGCAUACGGAGCAUGAUCUGAAGGUCAGGGAAUCCUUUCUCUUUUAUCUACCAGUCACAUCAUGUUUCUAAAAGAGAUUUCAGAUACUGAUUGUGCUUCUUUUCCCGUUACAGCUGAACUUAAAGUUUGAGAUUGAGGUGCUGUGUAAGAAUUUAUCACUGGACAUCAAUGACCUGAAGCCUGGCACCCUGCUGAAGGACAAAGACAAGUUGAAAAGCCUGGAGGAACAGCUCUCUGCACCAAAGAAAGAGGCCAAGCCCCCUGAAGAAAUGCUCCCUGUUGUUAGCACAGGUAUCCAGCACUUUCAAAUUGGGAUGCCCCUUGUCGGUGUGUGGAUAUCUUUCUAGCAAAUGUAUUUCAAUGUUUGUUUCAUCUGAUUGUAAUGUUGGUCCCCAUGUAUAUUGAAAUGGAAAUAUUUCAUCACAAUUUGUUGAAUAUGAUUUUAGCCUAUCUUAAUAUCAUCAUUUCAAUGUAGAAUAAUAACCUACAUUUGUUUGUUUUUUGCAAAGAACAUUUAACCCAUUGCAUAUUUAUUUGUUUUGUUCAACGAGAUGCUGCGCUCGGGCUGUGUUUUAAUCACAAUAGCGUUUUGUAACCAACAGGAGACUUUCUUCCAUUUGCAGCUGCACCAUCCACUCCCGCCGCAACCACCACUUGCACAGCUACUGGGCCCCCUACCCCACAGUUUAGCUAUCAUGACAUCAAUGUGUACGCCCUUGCAGGGCUAGCCCCUCACAUCAAUAUCAACAUCAAUGUAAGUAGCACUCUCACUCAAACACGAGUUGUGAUGUGCACAUGGUAUGUCUUUGGGGUUGUGGUGGUACUAAGACACUUCUCUCCCUGCAGAUCCCCUUGCUCCAAGCCCACCCUCAGCUGAAGCAGUGUGUGAGACAGUCCAUUGAGCGGGCCGUGCAGGAGCUCGUCCACCCCGUGGUGGACCGUUCAAUCAAGAUCGCCAUGACUACCUGCGAGCAGAUCGUCAGGAAGGACUUUGCCCUGGAUUCCGAGGAGUCGCGGAUGCGUGUGGCCGCCCAUCACAUGAUGCGUAACCUGACUGCCGGCAUGGCCAUGAUCACCUGCCGGGAGCCCCUGCUCAUGAGCAUCGCCACCAACCUGAAGAACAGCUUUGCCGCAGCCCUCAGGGUACAGUCGCUUCAUUCUCUCCCAUUCACAUCCACAAAGCGCUAUAUAAAAUAUAUCUUAUUAUUAUUGUUCCUCUUGCUAAUAGCUUUGCUCCUGUCCCCCUCCAGGCCCCCACCCCCCAGCAGAGAGAGAUGAUGGAGGAGGCUGCUGCCAGAGUCGCCCAGGACAACUGUGAGCUGGCCUGCUGCUUCAUCCAGAAGACUGCCGUGGAGAAGGCAGGCCCAGAGAUGGACAAGAGACUGGCCACGGUGAGUGGUUAUGGGCUCCAUCACCAUAUUGGGGCGCUGGGAUGCUGCUCUUGUCUGUAUACUGUCCACAACUUGAUGGCUGACUGUACCUUUACCCUUUCUCUCCUGUAGGAGUUUGAGUUGAGGAAGCACGCCCGUCAGGAGGGCCGUCGCUACUGCGACCCUGUGGUGCUGACCUACCAGGCAGAGCGCAUGCCAGAGCAGAUCAGACUCAAGGUGAGCACACCUAGCUUAUAGCACUCCACUUAUAGAACUUGGCUUCUCUCCUAUUAUCGGUAUAGUCAAAGAAACAUUCGAAAAAUAUUUCAAUGCAAGUAAUAUCGAAGACCGUGUUUGCAACUGGACUAUUUACUGAGUGAUAUUUCUGCCACAGGUUGGAGGCGUAGACCCCAAACAGCUGGCGGUGUAUGAGGAGUUUGCCAGGAAUGUUCCAGGCUUCCUACCCAGCAACGACCUGUCUCAGCCCACUGGAUUCCUUGCCCAGCCCAUGAAGGUAAGGCUCUCAUACCACUAAAAGAGAACUACCCAAUAUUGCAUUUGCUGCUAUCUUUGACAUAACCAACCUGAUUUUAAGGUGAACUUUACUCAAGUAUCAUAUAAAUGUCUCUGUCCUGUGUUUAUUACAGCAACAGGCAUGGGCCACGGACGACGUGGCUCAGAUCUAUGACAAGUGCAUGGCGGACCUGGAGCAGCACCUCCAUGCCAUCCCCCCAGCGCUGGCCAUGAACCCCCAGACUCAGGCCCUGCGCAGUCUGCUGGAGGCCGUGGCCCUGGCCAGGAACUCCCGGGACGGCAUUGCCGCUCUGGGCCUGCUGCAGAAGGUCGGGGACUACUCCUCACACAGCCAUAAUAGGAAUACAUGCAUAGAUAGAAAAGUAGUUUAGUUAUCUUUACGAAUACACAGGUCUCAGUAGAAAAGCUCUCUGUGUCCCUCAUCUCUCCUUCCUUGUUCCAGGCUGUGGAGGGUCUGCUGGAUGCCACCAGUGGUGCCGAUGCUGACCUGCUCCUGCGGUACAGAGAGUGCCACCUGCUGGUGCUCAAAGCCCUCCAGGACGGCCGGGCAUAUGGGCCACAAUGGUGCAACAAGCAGAUUACCAGGUUGGUAUCCCCCUUAACCCACUCAUAGGAAGGUUUUUGGCUCUAAUGGAGAGGGGAAACUAAAUCCACUCAUUCAUUUGUUAAUGUUUGGGAUAUCUUUACUUGUUCCAGGUGUCUGAUUGAGUGCCGUGAUGAGUACAAGUACAACGUGGAGGCUGUGGAGCUGCUGAUCAGAAACCACCUGGUCAACAUGCAGCAGUACGACCUGCACCUGGCACAGGUAAAUGACAUUACACACCUUUUAUUAAACGUUGAGAUGUGUUGAUUCUAGGGCGCACAACGCCAUCUGUCAAUAGUCAAUCUUGAUUCUAUGCAACUGAAUAAUGGGCAUGCAGUGUAUUCCGUCCCUUUGUCAGUGUAUCUUAAAACCCUGUGUGUAUGUUUCUCUUGUCUAGUCAAUGGAGAACGGGCUGCACUACAUGGCGGUUGCAUUUGCAAUGCAGCUGGUGAAGCUGCUGCUGGUGGAUGAGCGCAGUGUGAGCCACAUCACAGAGGCCGACCUGUUCCACACCAUCGAGACUCUGAUGAGAACCAGCGCCCACUCCAGGGCCAACGCACCCGAGGGGUGAGUCCUUUUCUGUCCUAAUUUAAUUUGGAGUUUAGGUUGUGUUCGUUAGGGCACACGUGAAAUGGGUGUUUCUUAAUAUACUGAACAAAAAUAUAAAUGCAACAUGCAACAAUUUCAGAGAUUUUACUGAGUUAGUUCAUAUGAGGAAAUUAGGCAAUUGAAAUACAUUUAUUAGGCCCUAAUCUGGAUUUCACAUGACUGGGAAUAAAGAUAUGCAUCUGUUGGUCACAGAUACCUUAAAUAAAAUGGCCUCAGGAUCUCGUCUCUGUAUUUUGGUGCAUUCAAAUUGCCAUCGUUAAAAUGCAAUUGUGUUCGUUGUCUGUAGCUUAUGCCUUCCCAUACCAUAACCCCACCGCCACCACGGGGCACUAUGUUCACAACGUUGACAUCAGCAAACCGCUCGCCCACACGACACCAUACACAUGGUCUGCAGUUGUGAUGCUGGUUGGAUGUACUGCCAAAUUUGCUAAAAUGACUGAGGUGGCUUAUGGUAGAGAAAUGAACAUUCAAUUCUCUGGCAACAGCUCUGGUGGACGUUCCUGCAGUCAGCAUGCCAAUUGCACGCUCCAUCAAAACUUGAGACAUCUGUGGUGUUGACACAACUGCACAUUUUAGUGGCCUUCUAUUGUCCACAGCACAAGGUAAUGAUCAUGCUAUUUAAUCAGGUUCUUGAUAUGCCACACCUGUCAGGUGGAUGGAUUAUUUUGGCAAAGGAGAAAUGCUCACUAACAGGGAUUUAAACAAAUUUGGGCACAAUUUGAGAAGCUUUUUGUGAGUAUGGAACAUUUCUGGGAUGUUUUUAUUUAAUCUCAUAAAACAUGGGCCCAACACUUUACAUGUGGCGUUUUUAUAUUUUUGUUCAGGCAGUCCUAUUUUCAGUCCGUUGUCUUCCAUUUGGUAGGUAAUGAAUACGACCCUGGAGAUGUGGAGUUUAUUGUGAUGUUGGCGUACUACAUACAGUUGAAGUCAGAAGUUUACAUACUUAGGUUGGAGGCAUUAACUCGUUUUUCAAAUUUCUUGUUAACAAACUAGUUUUGGCAAGUCUGUUAGGACAUCUACUUUGUGCAUGACACAAGUAAUUUUUCCAACAAUUGUUUACAGACAGAUUAUUUCACUUAUAAUUCACUGUAUCACAAUUCCAUUGGGUCAGAAGUUUACAUAAACUAAGUUGACUGUGCCUUUCAACAGCUUGGAAAAAUCCAGAAAACGAUGUCAUGGCUUUAGAAGCUUCUGAUAGGCUAAUUGACACCAUUUGAGUAAAUUGGAGGUGUACCUGUGGAUGUAUUUCAAGGCCUACCUUCAAACCCAGUGCCUCUGCUUGACAUCAUGGGAAAAUCAAAAGAAAUCAGCCAAGACCUCAGGAAAAAAUUUUGUAGACCUCCACAAGUCUGGUUCAUCCUUGGGAGAAAUUUCCAAACGCCUGAAGGUACCACGUUCAUCUGUACAAACAAUAGUAUGUAAGUAUAAACACCAUGGGACCACGCAGCCGUCAUUCCACUCAGGAAGGAGACGCGUUCUGUCUCCUAGAGAUGAACGUACUUUGGUGCGAAAAGUGCAAAAAUAAUCCCAGAACAACAGCAAAGGACCUUGUGAAGAUGCUGGAGGAAACAGGUACAAAAUUAUCUAUAUCCACAGUAAAACGAGUCCUAUAUCGACAUAACCUGAAAGGCCGCUCAGCAAGGAAGAAGCCACUGCUCCAAAACCGCCAUAAAAAAGCCAGGUUUGCAACUGCACAUGAGGACAAAGAUCAUACUUUUUGGAGAAAUGUCCUCUGGUCUGAUGAAACAAAACUGUUUGGCCAGAAUGACCAUCGUUAUGUUUCAAGGAAAAAGGGGGAAGGCUUGCAAGCCUUAGAACACCAUCCCAACCGUGAAGCACGGGGGUGGCAGCAUCAUGCUGUGGGGGGCUUUGCUGCAGGAGGGACUUGUGCACUUCACAAAAUAGAUGGCAUCAUGAGGAAGGAAAAUUGUGUAUAUAUUAAAGCAACAUCUCAAGACAUCAGUCAGGAAGUUAAAGCUUGGUCGCAAAUGGGUCUUCCAAAUGGACAAUGACCCCAAGCAUACUUCCAAAGUUGUGGCAAAAUGGCUUAAGGACAACAAAGUCAAGUUAUUGGAGUGGCCAUCACAAAGCCCUGACCUCAAUCCUAUAGAAGAUUUGUGGGCAGAACUGAAAAAGCGUGUGCGAGCAAGUAGGCCUAUAAACCUGACUCAGUUACACCAGCUCUGUCAGGAGGGAUGGGCCAAAAUUCACCAACUUAUUGUGGGAAGCUUGUGGAAGGCUACCCAAAACGUUUGACCCAAGUUAAACAAUGUAAAGGCAAUGCUACCAAAUACUAAUUGAGUGUAUGUAAACUUCUGACCCACUGGGAAUGUGAUGAAAUAAAUAAUUCUCUCUACUAUUAUUCUGACAUUUCACAUUCUUAAAAUAAAGUGGUGAUCCUAACUGACCUAAAACAGGGAAUUUGUACUAGGAUUAAAUGUCAGGAAUUGUGAAAAACUGAGUUUAAAUGUAUUUGGCUAAGGUGUAUGUAAAUAUCCGACUUCAACUGUAUGUUUGUAGUUUCUAACUGAUGUAUGUGUCCUGUGGUCCCCAGGCUUCCUCAGCUGAUGGAUGUGGUCCGCUCCAACUACGAGGCCAUGAUCGACCGGGCCCACGGAGGACCCAACUUUAUGAUGCACUCUGGCAUCUCCCAAGCGUCUGAGUAUGACGAUCCACCGGGCCUGAGGGAGAAGGCGGAGUACCUGCUGAGGGAAUGGGUCAACCUGUACCACUCUGCAGCCGCUGGCCGGGACAGCACCAAGGCCUUUUCUGCUUUUGUGGGCCAGGUACAGCACACACACUUGUCUUUAUGAUAGUUUAACAGUCUUUGCCUUAUGAAGACAGUCUCCUCCAAGGCAGUUAGAACGCUGUUUGCCUUCAAUACACACAACACGAGCACAGCUCCAAUCGCGGCCUUGACAGUGGGCCUUAGUGCUGGAGCAGUGCACAUGGCAGCAACCCCAUACUCUUGCAACCCACUGCUGUGCUCACCAAGCAGCAGUGUUACUUAUUAGACUGGACAUCAACAUUUAUACUAAGAAAUCUUAGUAGAUAUUUGGGUUCCUGGAUCCUUUCACAGCAUUAGGCUCCCGAGUGGCGCAGCGGUCUAAGGCACUGCAUCUCAGUGCUUGAGGCGUCACUACAGACCCCCUGGUUCGAUUCCAGGCUGUAUCACAACCGGCCGUGAUUGGGAGUCCCAUAGGGCGGCGCACAAUUGGCCCAGCGUCGUCCGGGUUUGGCCGGUGUAGGCCGUCAUUGGAAAUAAGAAUUUGUUCUUAACUGACUUGCCUAGUUAAAUAAAGGUAAAAAAAUAAAUUAGAAGGCUGUUUUGAGACAAUGACCCAAGCCCAGCUCAGUUAAUCCCUACCAUUGUGUCGCUGAGUUGUCAUAAUGCUUCUGCAAAUGUACAUUAUACCAGGGGCGUUGGUAGACACAAUGUAAGUAACCAAAUGUAUGUCCUACUUGCCCUGAAUGCCUCUGCUGAUUCUACAGCUAUUGUAUGCGGUAAUCAUGUGGCUAUGAACCAGAGUUAUACUGUUAGCACUGAGGCUGUGUGCCCUAGUAGGAAGUCUACUGUGUGCAGCUCACCCUGCACUAACAUGAAUAACAUGAGCAUGUCUACUUUUGCUAAGCUUCCCAGUAAAGCAAUGAAAACAAUCAAGCAUUCCAGAAAAGUGCUAAAAAUAGCCCAUGUUAACAUAUUUAGCUUAAGAAACAAGGUUCGUGAAAUCAAUAACUUGCUAGUAACAGAUUACAUUCAUAUUCUGACAAUCUCUGAAACUCACUUAGAUAAUACCAAUGGUAGCAAUACAUGGUUAUAACAUCUACAGAAAUGCCAAUGGUGGAGGUGUUGCUGUUUUAUAUUCAGAACCACAUUCCUGUAACGCUUAGAGGAUCAUGUUAAAUAAUGUUGAAGUAAUAUGGCUACAGGUUCAUCUGCCUCACCUAAAGCCUAUUAUUGUGGGAAGCUGCUAUAGACCAAGCGCUAACUGUCAGUAUCUGGAUAACGUGUGAAAUGCGUUAUCAUGAACAUGUAUUGAUCACAUCUUUACUAAUGCUGCAGAGAUUUGCUUUAAAGUAGUAUCCAAAUCCAUAGGAUGUAGUGAUCACAAUAUAGUAGCCAUAUCUAGUAAAACAAAGUUUUAGUCAUUUAGCAGAUGCUCUUAUCCAGAGCGACUUAGUUAGUGCAUACAUUUUCAUACUGGCCCCCCGUGGGAAACAAACCCACAACCCUGGCGUUGCAAGCGCCAUGCUCUACCAACUGAGCUACAGGGGACUAUAUGUAUGUGUGUGUGUGUAUAUAUAUGUGUGUGUGUGUGUGUGUCUAUAUCCAUGUGUGUGUGUGUAUAUAAAUGUAUGAGGUCAUACAAUACGUUUUGUAGUGAUUCUUAUGUUGAUGAUGUAACAAAUAUUUGUUGGUCCGUGGUGUGUAAUGAGGAGCAAACACACUGCACUUGACACAUUUAUGAAAUUGCUUAUUCCAGUUACUAAUAAGCAUGCACCCACUAAGAAAAUGACAGUUAAAACUGUUAAAUCUCCGUGGAUUGAUGAGGAAAUGAAAAAUUGUAUGGUUGAGAGGGAUGAGGCAAAGGGAAUGGCAAAUAAGUCUGGCUGUACAACCGAUUGGCAAACCUACUGCAAAUUGAGAAAUCAUGUAACUAAAUAAAAAGAAGAAACUAUACUAUGAAAAAAAUAGAUAUAAAGAAUUAUAGUAAAAAGCUUUGGAGUACCUUAAAUGAUAUUUUUGGCAUAAAGGCAAACUCUGAUCCAUCAUUCAUUUGAGUCAGAUGGCUCAUUCAUCACAAGGCCCACUGAUAUUGCCAAUUACUUUUAAAUAUUUUUUUAAUUGGCAGGAUUAGCAAAUUUAUGCAUGACAUGCCAGCAACAAACGCUGACACUAUACAUCCAAGUAUAACUGAUCAAAUUAUGAGAGCCAUUGUCAUUUUGAAUUCUGUAAAGUGAGUGUGGAAGAGGUGAAAAAUAUUGUUUAUCAACAAUGACAAGCCACCGGGGUCUGACAACUUAGAUGGAAAAUUACUGGGGAAAAUAGCGGAUGAUAUUGCCACUCAUAUUUACCAUAUCUUCAAUUUAAGCCUACUAGAAAGUGUGUGUGUGUGUGUGUGUGUGUGUGUGCCCUCAGGCCUGGAGGGAAGCAAAAGUCAUUCCGCUACCUUUACUGGCUCAAAUAGCUGACCAAUCAGCCUUUUCCCAACCUGUAGUAAACCUUUGGAAAAAAUGGUUUGACCAGAUAAAAUGAUAUUUUACAGUAAACAAAUUGACAAGACUUUCAGCACGCUUAUAGGGAAGGACAUUUAACAAGCACAGCACUUACACAAAUGACUGAUUGGCCGAGAGGAAUUGGUAAGAUUAUUGUGGGGGCUGUUUUGUUAUACUUCAGUGCAGCUUUUGACAUUAUCGAUCAUAGUCUGCUGCUGGAAAAAUGUAUGUUAUGGCUUUACACCCCCUGCCAAAUUGUGUAUAAAGAGUUACCUGUCUAACAGAACAGUGUGUUCUUUUAAUGGAAGCCUCUCCAACAUAAUCCAGGUAGAAUCAGGAAUUCCCCCAGGGCAGCUGUCUAGUAGGCCCCUUACUUUUUUCAGUCUUAACUAACGACAUUACACUGGCUUUGCGUAAAGCCAGUGUGUGUGUGUAUGCGGGUGACUCCACACUAUACACGUCAGCUACUACAGCGACUGAAAUUACUGCAACACUUAACAAAGAGCUGCAGUUAGUUUCAGAAUGGGUGGCAAGGAAUAAAUUAGUCCUAAAUAUUUCAAAAACUAAAAGCAUUGUAUUUGGGACAAAUCAUUCACUAAACCUUUAACCUCAACUAAAUCUUGUAAUGAAUGUGGAAAUUGAGGUGACCUAAACUGCUUGGAGUAACCCUGGAUUGUAAACUGUCAUGGUCAAAACAUGUUGAUACAACAGUAGCUAAGAUGGGGAGAAGUCUGUCCAUAAUAAAGCGCUGCUCUGCCGCCUUAACAGCACUAUCAACAAGGCAGGUCCUACAGGCCCUAGUUUUGUCGCACCUGGACUACUGUUCAGUCGUUUGGUUAGGUGCCACAGAGAGGGACUUAGGACAAUUACAAUUGGCUGAGAACAGGGCAGCACGGCUGGCCCUAAAAUGUACACUAACAGCUAACAUUAAUACAUGUCCAUCUCUCCUGGCUCAAAGUGGAGGAGAGAUUGACUUCAUCACUACUUGUUUUUGUAAGAAGUGCUGACAAGCUGAAUGAACCGAGCUGUCUGUUUAUAAACUACUAGCACACAGCUCGGACACAGAUGCAUACCCCACAAGGCAUGCCAACAGAGGUUUCUUCACAGUCCAGAACAGACUAUGGGAGACGCACAGUACUACAUAGAGCCAUGACUACAUGGAACUCUAUUCCACAUCAGGUAACUGAUGCGAGCAGUAGAAUCGGAUAAAAAAUCUAAUAAAUAAAGUAAUUCAAAUGCACCUUACAGGACAGCGGGGACUGUGAAGACACACACAGGUACAGACAUGCAUACGGGCGCUAGCAUACACACUUUACGCACACUUACAUUGGAAUAUUGUUAUAUGGUGGUUCCAUAUAUUUUGUGUUGUGGUGGUAUGACAGUGUUAUAUGAUGUACUGUUUUAUAUUUGUUGUAUUAUAUUAAGUGUCUUCAUGUGUUUGGACCCCAGGAAGAGUAGCUGCUGCCUUGGCAGCAGCUAAUGGGGUUCCCUAAUAAAAUACUAAUCCACACUAACUGUGUAUUUCAUGAAAAAAUAUACAACACUUCUAACUAGAUUAUGGAAGACAAUUCUCACUACUGUACUUACUGUCCUCCCCAGAUGCACCAGCAGGGCAUUCUGAAGACUGAUGACCUGAUCACGCGUUUCUUCCGGCUGUGCACAGAGAUGUGUGUGGAGAUCAGCUACCGCGCCCAGGCCGAGCAGCAGCACAACCCUGCGGCCAGCGCUGCCAUUAUCAGGGCCAAGUGCUACCACAACCUGGACGCCUUUGUGCGCCUCAUCGCUCUGCUGGUCAAGCACUCCGGAGAGGCCACCAACACAGUCACCAAGAUCAACCUGCUCAAUAAGGUAAGAAUCAGGAGGAUACUCACCAUGGAGGCUGAAGAAUAAGCUUUCUACUUUGUAAAGAUCUCACGGAAAGACAACCGUACAGUUGAAAACCUCAAACUGCAAUAUCAAUGUAAUUCAUUGUUUUGAGGACUUUCUUUUUACACAACCACAGAUUUCAGAUAAGAAAUGUUCUUGUGACUUGAUGACAUGAUUACUGGGCUCAUCUGAAUGUCCCUUGACUGGUCUCAGGUUCUAGGUAUUGUGGUUGGAGUGCUGAUCCAGGACCAUGAUGUGAGACAGACAGAGUUUCAGCAGUUGCCUUACCACCGCAUAUUCAUCAUGCUGCUGCUUGAGCUCAAUGCCCCCGAGCAUGUGCUGGAGACCAUCAACUUCCAGACCCUCACCGCCUUCUGGUAAAUGCUGCCAUCACGCCUGUUCAGAAAAUAUUGAUCAGUGAUGGUCAGGACAUCUUAAAGUUCACUUUCCUCAACUCUGUAAAUGUGUGGUGCUCAUCUGUAGUGAUUUUGUUUCUGAUGUUUAGUUUUUUCCUUAUGUCCACAGCAACACUUUCCACAUCCUGAGGCCUACCAAAGCCCCUGGCUUUGUCUACGCUUGGCUGGAGUUGAUCUCUCACCGGAUCUUCAUCGCCAGGAUGCUGGCACACACCCCACAGCAGAAGGCAAGGACAAGUCACUGUUGUGUUAGUGCAAUGUCUGGGUGGGUGUUUUUGCUGCUGAAGAGCAACCAUUGAUAACCUUUAUUUUCUCUUCUCUUAGGGUUGGCCCAUGUAUGCCCAGCUGCUCAUUGAUCUGUUCAAGUACCUAGCACCAUUCCUAAGGAAUGUUGAGCUCAACAAACCUAUGCAAAUCCUCUACAAGGUAUGGAAGCUGCUCUUAAUGUUUUUCUUUCCCUUGAAUCGACUAAUAACCUUACUGACUGGAUUUGACUGAAUAUUUCUCCUGUCCUCAGGGCACCCUGCGUGUCCUCCUUGUCCUGCUGCAUGACUUCCCGGAGUUCCUGUGCGACUACCACUACGGCUUCUGCGACGUCAUCCCGCCCAACUGCAUCCAGCUCCGCAACCUGAUCCUGAGUGCCUUCCCACGCAAUAUGAGGCUUCCAGACCCCUUCACUCCCAAUCUGAAGGUACAGCUGAAUGACAGACCCUAAAAUACAUUAUUACACUGAAAAUGGUGUUCUGUAACUGUUUUUAGAUUUAGUAAAUUAUUUUUGUUUACUAGGUUGACAUGCUCAGCGAGAUCAACAUUGCUCCACGCAUCCUCACUAACUUCACUGGAGUGAUGCCCUCUCAGUUCAAGAAGGAUCUGGACUCGUACCUGAAGACGCGCUCCCCCGUCACCUUCCUCUCUGAGCUCCGCAGCAAUCUGCAGGUAGGGGGCGCCACUCUGGGUCCCUGGAAGUAUUUGCAGCACAACGACACAUCUUUAGACCAGGUUAAGUUUUGACUCUUUGAGCAAAUGUUCAAAUGUCGAUUUUGUCAUGAAUUGUAUCUGAAGUGUCAUCGUACGUGGGUGUUUCAUUGCGUGUGUCUGUAGAUAGAUCUAACCAAUGCAAUCUGGAAACAAAACUAGUCUCCUUCCAUUGCAUAGUGUUUUACAUUUUGUUCUCCUUUUUACCCAACAAACCUUUCUAGGUGUCAAAUGAGCCAGGCAAUCGUUACAACAUCCAGCUGAUCAAUGCACUGGUGCUGUACGUGGGGACCCAGGCCAUCGCACACAUCCACAACAAGGGCAGCACUCCCUCCAUGAGCACCAUCACUCACUCAGCCCACAUGGACAUCUUCCAGAACCUGGCUGUGGACCUGGACACUGAGGGUAAGACACACACACACGAAAGCAUACUAUUUUUUAUUUUAUUUUUUGUAUACAGGGUGGUGUUCUCAUCAUUCUCUCGUUCCUCUGUUCCCAGGGCGCUAUCUUUUCCUGAAUGCGAUUGCUAAUCAGCUGCGCUACCCAAACAGCCACACCCAUUACUUCAGCUGCACCAUGCUCUACCUGUUUGCUGAGGCCAACACAGAGGCAAUCCAGGAGCAGAUCACCAGGUAAAUAUUGUUCUCUAGUUAUCUACAAAGAAGUCUUGCAUAUGAAGACCAGGCAUUGCAGAACUACCUGCAUUUUAUGGAUCCGUUUCCUUUCCAAGUGUUUAUAAUCGUUAACAAGCCUUUGCUCCUGUCUGUAGGGUUCUUCUGGAGAGGCUGAUUGUGAACAGGCCUCACCCCUGGGGACUGCUCAUCACCUUCAUCGAGCUCAUCAAGAACCCUGCAUUCAAGUUCUGGAGCCACGACUUUGUGCACUGUGCCCCGGAGAUUGAAAAGUAUGUGCUCAUUCACUCUCUACCAGAGUUGGCUUCUCACUCAGCUGAGAUGACUUCACCUGCAGAGUAGUAGCUGGAGGAUAACCAGUUAGUAGCACGUUGUGUUCAUUUUCUGCUUUAUUCAACAACAAAAAAGAAAUAGCAUUCUAAGAUAAGCUGCAGUGGAAGGACUUGGAUUAAACGCCCUCCGCUAUCUUCUCUCUCUCAGGUUGUUCCAGUCAGUGGCUCAGUGCUGCAUGGGGCAAAAGCAGGCUCAGCAGGUGAUGGAGGGCACUGGUGCCAGUUAG